Molecule: messenger RNA, 819 nt
Organism: Saprolegnia parasitica CBS 223.65
Lineage: Eukaryota; Oomycota; Saprolegniomycetes; Saprolegniales; Saprolegniaceae
Exons: 7
Coding region: 37-819 (260 amino acids)
Source: RefSeq, a predicted model, not a curated record
GUGCGAGUUGCGCUGAACUUGGAAUCGAACAGGCCGAUGGACGUGGACCUGCGGCAGAAGUUUGAGUUUCUCUGCCAGAUCAAUGAGCUCGAGGCCGCGAUGGCGCUCCUCCAUACGCUCAAUGCCAUGGGCAUCGAGCUCCAGCCCUCGGACCGCGAGCAUCUUCGGUUCGUCUUUGCCGUGCUCCGCGACAGAGUCCGCAAGGUCUCGGACCGCGUCGACGACCUGCCGAGCCAGCACGACGAGACGCUCGAGAUGUAUGACCGCGUGAUGGAGGACGUCACGCCGUUUGGCUCGCUCCAGCAUGAGCACCGCCUUCACAUUACGAUCCAAUACAUUGUAGCGCCGAUGCACUGGCAUGUCGCGGCCGAUUCGACGGCCCGCUUCGUCAUGCCUCUCGACUACCGAACGCUCCUCUCGCCGUACAUGGAGCCCUCAGUGCCCGACGCUGUGCGCCAGCACGCCGCGUGCUUUCGCAAGGCUGUCGGACGCGUCCUCAAGGCGACGGGGCCAGCGCUGGUCGAGCUCAAGGAUCUCUGCAUCAAGUACCCGGUCCUGUCGUUCCAGCGCAACACGAUCCGGUUCUUGAACCGCGCCGAGGACCACUUGCUCGGCGGCGACGCGAUCGACGACACGCUCAACGACACCAAUGGCCGCACGUGCUUGGCACCUGUCGAGCUCUUUAUGUUGCCCGACACGCGCUAUUCCAACAACUGGAUGGCGCUCGACGAAAGCAUGAACAGCCUCCCUGGUGCAAUGCUUUACGUAACUCCUGCGGCGGAGGCGCCGCCCGUUAAACCGGAGCCUCGGGAGAUCUAA